Molecule: messenger RNA, 1104 nt
Organism: Tricharina praecox
Lineage: Eukaryota; Fungi; Ascomycota; Pezizomycetes; Pezizales; Pyronemataceae
Exons: 3
Coding region: 156-806 (216 amino acids)
Source: RefSeq, a predicted model, not a curated record
AGAAGUGCAUUUAGGGAUCUCUGCGUUCUUUACCUACCUGACUUUGCACCUUCCGUGAAGAUUUUCCAGUGGUCGGAGAUGUGUAUAUCUACACCAUCGACGAAGUAGUGGAAAAUCGUCCCGGCACGCACGUCCCAACCAAGAAUACGCGAAGAAUGAACGUCGACCGCGAGACCCGUGUGCCGAGUGAGGGGCGGGAGUGUCCGGCUAGAGCCCCGGAAGUCUCGGAGGCAGCUGGGCCGUCGGUGCCUGCCCGGAAUGCUUCCAGCUCAUCCCUCACUGGCGAGCAGCACACGGCCGACGAAGACCAAGACUGCGAGCUCGGGAGGUUACAGCAUCCCGUCACGAUCCCGGAAAGCUACUCCCUCCGCGAAACCACCGUCCGGGCGAUCGUGCACCGACUGCUGACCUAUCGCCUCAUCCACCUGCGCGGCCCGCCCGCCUCGGGAAAGUCCGUCCUCGUAUCCCUGAUCAAGCGGCACAUCACCCGGGAGUUCCCGGACCACCGAGUGGUAACCGUCGAGUGGCCGCACGCCGUCACUCGGCCUCGUCACACCGAACAGUUCCUCGACGACAUACUCGGGAUGACAAUGGAGCAGCUGUUGGGCGAGAAGAAACUAGUCCUCCUCAUCGACGAGGCGCAGAUGAUGUUCCGGAAUCAGUACCUGUGGAAAGCGUUGCUGAAGGCGACCGAAAAACAAUCGAGUGGUGUCUGCGUCGGCCUGUUCUCGCUCUACGGCAGUCCGAGUUCUCUAGCGGUCGAUCCCGGCGGCGGCACAUCGCCGCCCAUCCUUGAUCUGCUAUAGCGGAUAGGACUGCUCGACUGUCAGCAGUCCGAGGACAGGGUGAGUGUGCUGCUGACCGUCCAGGAGGCAGAAGAUGUGGUCGAGAGGUACGGAAGGACCGUAUGAUCGCCAGAGAAGCCGAAAUACACACGAAAUCUGGUCGACGGGCUGUACAAGCUUUCUGGAGGUCACGUUGGGGGAUUGCGAGCAUUACUAACGAUCCUUCACGCGAACUCCACGAUCCAAUCCCACGUCUCGCUCCGCAAGCCGCUCACGUGUGCCCUAUUCGCCACCACGCUCCUCAGCGACUUCGAAUGGU